Molecule: messenger RNA, 1188 nt
Organism: Mesorhabditis belari
Lineage: Eukaryota; Metazoa; Nematoda; Chromadorea; Rhabditida; Rhabditidae
Source: the annotation of a GenBank genome assembly
AUGCUGAAAUUGGCUGGUUUGCUUUUCUUUUUUAUUGAAAAAUGCUUGUCAUGUGUGUACAUUUAUCCGUACGAAUUUUUGCCGAGUUUGCCAAUUCUGGGCGCAGAACUUGCUACUGGCGGUAUGGGCAACUUUAACCAAGGUGUUUGUGUUGCCCCACAAGUCUACGUGGGCGAAAUACCUACGCACAUGAUUCUCGACUUUGCUUGGUAUUGCUCUAAUGAUGGAUCGGUGCCCGAUUUGUUGGACUGUGACCUAACUACAUCGAAUGUCCCGUUCACUGUCUCAAAAGAUAAAAUGAGCAAUUUCGAGAGUUGCCAUACAAUCUUAAACUUUGAUAAAUUGAUCUGGAAAAUGUGCUCUUGGAACUUCACGGUCAACGAGUUUGAUUUGAACUGGAAUCCGGAAAUCUCGACAAAAUUUGGGCCAUCUGUCGCCUUUCUGAUACGGAUAACUGAAUGGACGAGUGAGCUUCACGAAUAUCAGAUGAUGGUUGUGCCGGAAAUGAUGUCCACAUUCGAGAUUCAAAUCGUUGAAAACGAUCGUCCAAUUUGGCUUACCGUGCUUUUCUUGGAGAGCGGAUUGCGCUUCUUGAAAAACAUUCAAUCGAAUCCACCAAAUCCAAACUGUUCUUACAAUUUUCUCGUAAUGGGACCAGCUGGAAAUGAUGCUGAUGGAGACUAUCCAUACUACGAUCCAAAAACCUAUUUGCUUAACAUCAGCGAAUCAGAGCCAUUUGUCGAGCAAUUUCUCGAGGUUCAGUUCUAUUCAUUAGAGAUUCUCGCCAAAUGCACACCAAAGAUUGUGCUGGAUACAACGGAUAAAAAAGCUCCCGAUUGGUAUGAAGAAAAACAAGAAUUAUGCGAUGGAACAGCCGUUGUCACCUCACAGGCCUAUUAUGAUUCCGAUCGCACACCCGACGCUGCCUACACUCUCAAUCGAAACAUCUUUUGCAAUGAUGAACCAAUCGAUGUGAUCGUUGAUUUGAUUGGCAUUCUUGACGAUGUGCCUCUAAAUAUAACUUGUUAUGAUAGUGAAAAGAAUACUAUAAAUUUCACUCAAGUUCGGAAAGAUUCAACAGACGGCUACAUAUUCUGGGGAAUCAGCUCGAUUCAGUUUGAUUGGAAAUGGAGUACCUUUUGUCCAUACGAAAGAUUCGGAAUGGCCGUCCAAAAAAUCUAUAAAUCG